Trematosphaeria pertusa is the source of this 1257-nucleotide messenger RNA. RefSeq lists its product as uncharacterized. Lineage: Eukaryota; Fungi; Ascomycota; Dothideomycetes; Pleosporales; Trematosphaeriaceae. Bases 1 to 1257 code for a protein of 418 amino acids. The transcript is spliced from 3 exons. The record is from RefSeq and is a predicted model, not a curated record.
AUGCGCCUCCCCACCCUCCUCACUGCCCUAGCAGCAGUAACCCUUCCCUCCCUCUCCACCGCGCAAUCCACCACCCAGCUCACCAGCGCCACAACCCUCUGCCGCACGCGCUACGGCAUCUACCCGCUACCCACGGGCACCGCCGGCGUGCCCACCUGGUACAGCUCCAGCACCACGACCAACACCAUCCACUCGACGUCCACCACGCAGACCACCAUCACCGUGACGCCUGAUGCGACGACCUUCACCGAUGUGCUGACCAGCACGAGCGUCAUCACUACGACCACGACCUCGACCCCGGAUGCGGUCACGGUCCCUACGAGCGCCGGCCAGCUUCUACUACUCGGCGCUGGAGCUCUCCAGGUUGCGCCUACGCCUGCGCCCACGGGCGGCAUGUCGCGCAUUAAGCGCGCGCAGCUAGCGGACGCGGACGCCGCUGCCUUCCUCCCGCUGAAGCGGCAGACGCCGACCGGCAACUCCGCCGGCUUCAUCGCGUACCCCAACGGCACGUACUCGGGCCUGUACCGGCGGUAUGCGCACCGCGUCGACUGCCGCGUGCUCGUUACUAUUGACGAGACGGUCGUCACGGUUGUCACGGCGCUGCCGGAGACGCAAGUGCUGCCGCAGCAGACCGAGACUGCGCUGGUGACGACUACGGUUUUGAGCACGGUCACGGAGACGAGGGUUGCGGCUACGCCGACGGUAUAUGCGGCUUGUGGGGCGGAUAAUGUUGUGAACCACAUCAUCGACAUCAACGGCCAGCCGCUGUAUUUCGACCGCGUCAUCUACCGCCCCACAGAGGGGUUCCCGAUUAAUCAGGAAGUCGUCCUGUAUACUGAUUCAGAUAUCGAGUGUUGCGAGGCGUGCCAGACGACUCCCUACUGCGCAGGUUCCUUCUACGCGCCCGGCGUGUCAGAAUGCCAUCUCCGGCUCACGCAACCCCCGACGCCGUACCCACCCACACUCCCCUCAGGCACACCGCUUCCGUCCUCCAAUACCACGCUGCCCUCUGCGACCGGCACCAUGGCCGUCGCACCCAUCUCCACCGGCACGCCUACUCCUGGCAAUGGUACCUGCGCUGCUGGCUCGCUCUCGCUGUACAUGGGCAUGAUUCGCGGCUCGGAGACGUUCCCACGGGAGUAUGCACUGAGCUUUAGCAAUGGGCCGUGUGGGCGGCUGAGCGUGCAUCCGAUUCCCGUGGAUUGGAAUGUUAGGGGGAGUUUGCCGAAGAGGGGGAUGGAGAUCGCUGCGAAUUAA